Molecule: messenger RNA, 3753 nt
Organism: Osmerus eperlanus (European smelt)
Lineage: Eukaryota; Metazoa; Chordata; Actinopteri; Osmeriformes; Osmeridae
Product: protein disulfide-isomerase TMX3-like
Exons: 16
Coding region: 97-1473 (458 amino acids)
Biological process (GO): peptidyl-cysteine oxidation
Cellular component (GO): cell surface; endoplasmic reticulum
Molecular function (GO): protein disulfide isomerase activity
Source: RefSeq, a predicted model, not a curated record
GAGAUGCUUCCGAUUCAGUGCGCCCUGAACUCUGCGCAUGCCUAGACAGACAAGAUUUACUGUUGUAUUUCCUGCUUGGGUUUUCCUUUCGGAGCAAUGGCAGAAGUGAAAGCCUUCCUAAUUUGUGCAGUUCCUGUUGUGGUCUUUCUAAGUUCAUCGGUGCUUGCAGUUGUCGAAGAUCUAGAUGACACAUUUAAGGACACGAGAGUGGACGAUGUCUGGCUGGUGGAUUUCUAUGCACCAUGGUGUGGAUACUGUAAAAAGCUGGAGCCUGUUUGGUAUGAGAUUGGCGCGGAGCUGAAGAGCUCAGGGUCUCCAGUCCGAGUGGGGAAGAUGGAUGCCACUGCAUACUCAGGUAUCGCAUCUGAGUUUGGAGUACGAGGAUACCCCACAAUUAAACUGCUAAAGGCUGAUCUUGCCUAUAAUUACAAAGGGCCAAGGACAAAGGAUGACAUCAUUGAGUUUGCCAACAGGGUUGCAGGACCAGCAGUGAGAGCACUGCCCAGUAAGCAGAUGUUUGAUCACAUGUUGAAGCGACACGCCGUGCUGUUUGUCUACGUGGGCGGAGAGUCACCUCUCAAGGAGAAGUAUAUCGACGUGGCCUCCGAGCUCAUUGUUUACACAUACUUCUUCUCAGCCUCGGAAGAGGUCUUACCUGAGUCAGUGACUUUGCUAGAGUUACCCUCGGUUGUGGUCUUCAAGGACGGAGCCUACUUCACCUAUGAUGAGUAUGAGGAUGGCAGCUUGUCUUCCUGGGUCAACAAAGAGCGUUUCCAAGGAUACCUUCAGAUUGAUGGCUUCACCCUGUACGAGCUGGGAGAGACCGGAAAAUUGGUGGCGAUUGCAGUCAUCGAUGAGAAGGACCCGACCGAGGCGAGCAGCAGAUUAAAGAGUAUGAUUCAGCAAGUGGCAAAGGAGUACCGGGAGCAUUUUAACAGGGACUUCCAGUUUGGUCACAUGGAUGGAAACGACUACAUCAGCAGCCUCAUCAUGGGCGACGUGUCGGUGCCUUCCUUCAUCAUACUCAACACGUCUAAUGAGCAGUAUUUCCUGCCCCGCGAGCCUGUGGACUCUCUGGAGCAGCUGGUCAACUUCAUCAACAGUGUUGUGGACGGAUCGGCUCAGGCCCAUGGAGGAGAUGGCUUCAUCCAGAGGAUAAAGCGCGUGGCCUUUGACGCCAGAUCCACCAUCAUGUCGGUGUUCCGUAGUUCCCCGGUGCUGGGCUGCUUCCUGUUCGGCCUGCCGCUGGGCGUGAUCAGCCUCAUGUGUUACGGCAUCUGCACCGCCGAGGGCGACGACGACACGGAGCGCAUGAAGAGGGAGGGUCUCACCGACGAGGAGGAGGAGGAGGAGGAAGAGGAGCGCCGGCAGGCCGCCGAGCUGGAGGGCCCCGAGGAAGGAGCGGACGAGGAGGAGGAGGAGGAGGAGCAGGAUGUGGAGGAGAAGAAACCGGAGGAGAAGAAAACCGAUUAACCCAUGGGAGGGGCCACGGCAGGGUUGAGAGAGGCCCAGGGGAAUGACACGGUGACAUAAGAAGUCAAAGACAUAUCAUGUUAUUGUUUUGUUGUUGAUGUUCCAUUUCCCCUCCCUUCCCGGCUCUGCAGUCUAUUGUAAUGUUUAUUUUUUAUUUUUUUAUCCCUACUGUACUGUCAAUAUGUGAGGUCAGCAGUUUGCUUUACAGGGCAAAUUACAUCCAAGACAAGCCUUCUAGAUAUAUAUAGAGAACAAUGAAGAGAGGGAGGGAAGAACCAAAACCAAAUAUUUAAUUAAAUUAUGGGAUUUAGUUUAUUUCUAUUCUUCAAUUCUAACAUCCUCCAUUGUACAGGGAGUAUAUUUGUGUUCCGUUGAAUAGCUGUGUUGAAACUAUUUCUUAUCAAGACCUGUCACUUUGGAUAAUUAUCAGAACUCCCUUUGGUUUUUCCAUGACGCAAUCAAAACAAAUUGAAGAAAAAAAAGAAUUAUAAUAUUAAGUUGCCCCGCUAUACCCAUGCUGAAUUCUGGACUCUGAGGCCCCUUGCACAGGGAGAUCCCAUAAAAGGAAGCUCUGAGCUGUCUUGUCUAAACACUUUUUAUUAUGCUGUUUUUGUUGUGUGUGUGUGUGUGUGUCCCCUGCAGAGACAGUGCCGAGUCAGUCUAGUUUUCUUCUGUUAUCUGGGAUGUGUACACCUUCCUUCAUAGGCCAGCUCUGGUUCACAUCACAUACUGUCUGGAAGCUUAGCCAGAGAGGUAGGACUGUUUCACGUCACUCCCAUGCUACUCAUAGACGAUAGCACUGUCAGUAGCUUUUAUAUUUCAGGUAACUUGUGGUUGAUGGUGGAGAUAAAAAAAACGUAGUAGUAGUUAUAGUGUCUUUGCUCUAACACAUCCUUUCUCUCUGCUGAUCAUUAUAUAAGUAGAAAUUCUAAAUAGAAGUAGGCCUUUGCGUUGGCGCAAACAAGGUUUGCUUAUCUUUCUGAAGCAAAAUGAGUGUGUGGCCAUAACCGUGUGGUGACAGACGGAUACCUUGGGAAGCUCAUCUGGGAUAGGAGCAGAACCUUGUGGAGUGGUGGUGUUGGAAUGUUCGAGAACCUUCUGGAGUGGUGGUGUUGGAAUGUUCCAGAACCUUCUGGAGUGGUGGUGUUGGAAUGUUCCAGAACCUUCUGGAGUGGUGGUGUUGGAAUGUUCCAGAACCUUCUGGAGUGAUGGUGUUGGAGUGUUCCAGAACCUUCUGGAGUGGUGGUGUUAGAAUGUUCCAGAACCUUCUGGAGUGGUGGUGUUGGAAUGUUCCAGAAUUGAUGGCUCUCUUCCUUCCCCGUCUGUAGGUAAAGUGUAACUGAAUAUGACGCACUAGGGCAAAGAGAAGUGCUUCCACAGAAAACGGUUGCCUCUUUAAAUCCCGUCAGAUUAGGGCUUUCUCCAAGGAAGGAAGAGGCUGCUUUUAAGAGCCCUGAGAGGUCCUCUUUGUUGGAGCGGUCUGAGACUGCUCCAAAAACAAAACAAGAUGGAUGACGUCUUAGAUGUCCUUCACAGUCGAGUCUGUGCUUUCUUCCUCCUGGCUCUGUGUUUCCAGUCUUUGGAAGGGUUGGGUUGGUGGUAUCCAAAUGCACUGAGUCAGUAAGAUCUUUAUUUGUGUUUACUUCAGUCACUGUUAGAACUCUGUUGAUCAGGAAACAUGUUAUCUGUUGCUGUUAAAGGAGAGAGGGGUAUAGAGUUUUUGUUAUUUGGCCUACAUGACCUUGUGUGACUUCACAAAAACAUUCAUGUGUUUGAUAUGUUAUACGGUUCGAGAGAAUGUGAUGACGAGCAUGAAAACAACCCCCACAAUGAAUGAAUGUUUUUGCUUUGUUAUGCCAUAGUCAUAUAUAUGCUAUGAAGGUACAAUAUAUUCACCCAUAGCUUAUCAGUCAUAGACACAUAGAAAAUAUUCUACCUAACGAUUGUUACAUUUUCUUCUUCUUCUUAACCCCCCACCCCCUUUUUUUCUCUUCAAUAGGUAAUUUCAUUGUGCUUCAAUAGGUAGGCUAGUCUUUCAAUUUUGUCACCGGGUUCGUCCCAUUGUCCUAAGCACAUCUCAUGGUUUUCCACAGACUAAAGAUCUGUCAUACUGUGAAUCUGCACUAUGAAAACCUGGGAACAUGCCCCCUCGCUUUGCCUUCUGGUCAUUGUAGUUGCCUAGCAUUCUCUGCCAAACUUCCUCUUUAGGCUUGUUUGAAUUGUGAUUGUCACACUUUAUUACUGGUUUGAAAUUAAAAAAAUCCUCUUUUAUUCCUCUUG